Fonsecaea pedrosoi CBS 271.37 is the source of this 882-nucleotide messenger RNA. RefSeq lists its product as uncharacterized. The record is from RefSeq and is a predicted model, not a curated record. The transcript is spliced from 2 exons. Bases 1 to 882 code for a protein of 293 amino acids. NCBI's taxonomy places the organism in Eukaryota, Fungi, Ascomycota, Eurotiomycetes, Chaetothyriales, Herpotrichiellaceae.
AUGGCGACACCCACAAUCACUUCUUCGGGGGAGCCAGCGCCGCCAAAGCGGACGCCAGAUACCCUCUUUGCAUUCAACUCAUGCUUCUGUCUCGACCAUGUUGAAAACCGGGACGAAUGGGCGCUUCGGCGGGGCGACCUUUGUUUCUUUUUCGGCAACAUGAUUGUGCUGAUCGACAACGACGGCGAAGAAUACGAGUACUCCGAACCCCUUGUCGGUGAAGAACACACCCGCAGUUUCGUGGAAGAGGUAUUCCACGAAGAUCCCGCUGCGAAGUUCUACGUGGAUCGGUUCAUGGACAAGUGGAAAAUGUGGGAAAAGCGUCGCUCCAAGGCAGAAACUUCAUACCAGUCGACCAAGAAAGAUGAUGACGCGUCUACCCUCCCCAAGCCGGAUGACGCAUCUACCCUGUGCGAAGACGGGAACGAUGUUUCCAAUGGUACAGACCAGCAAAAGCCGAGGCCAUUCUUCAGGCACCGCUCCUUCUUCUGUCCCGGCCCUGUCGAUGAACGACACGAAUGGGAGCUCCUCCCGGGCGAUCUUGGUUUUUUCCUGGAUGGAAUCGUCGCGAUCAAGGCUGACGGCGAGGAAACUGUUGCCAAGACCGACAAGGAACGUUAUGACCUUCUCGAUAAGAAAUGCUAUGGCGAAGAAGUCGUCGUUUUCCUUACCGCCGGACGAGAAGAUGCGGAUCCCUCCCCCAAAGGGGACGCGGGAUCCGGCCAGGAUGAUGAAGAUGGAGAUGACACAACUCAGACCAGCGGGGAUGAUGGCGAGAAUAAUGGAAACGUUGCAUCUGAAGACGACAUGCCGGCCGCUGAACAGCUCACGAAGAAGCGGAAGACUCACGGCGACGAGAUGCGAGCCGCAAAGAAACGAUGA